Molecule: messenger RNA, 730 nt
Organism: Mercenaria mercenaria
Lineage: Eukaryota; Metazoa; Mollusca; Bivalvia; Venerida; Veneridae
Product: twitchin-like
Exons: 4
Coding region: 161-730 (189 amino acids)
Molecular function (GO): protein binding
Source: RefSeq, a predicted model, not a curated record
AAGAAAAGCUGAAAAACUAAAAGCAGACAAAUCAAAGUCUUCAUGUUGUGGUUUCUGCCAAGGCGGACGAUCAGAUGGACCAUUUCCUGAUCCGCCGUUUGGGAUAGAGUUACAAGAUCCUACCUCUACGGAAAUAACAAUUUUGUGGAACGAACCUAAGAUGGAAAACAACGCCGUGCCAAUACUAGGAUACCGGAUAUACAGACGGCUUAAAACGAACCCAGACGGCUGGACAAAAGUGGGAAAAGUGUCAGCAGACGAGCUAGAAUUUCGUAUAACUGAUUUGACUCCAAACAUGAGAUACAUAUUUGGUGUUUCUUCUAAGGGAAAGAAUGGGAAAAGCACAAUUGUUGAAACACAGUCGACUACUCUAAAGAAACAGCCCGUGAGACCCGGAGCACCAACAGAGCUAGACGUGGCUAAAAGAACCAGUUCAAGCAUAACACUGAGCUGGAAGCCUCCCAGGAAAAGUGGUUACUCCAGGAUUCAUACCUACUACCUGAUGAUGAAGGACUGUGAAGGAAACUCGGCCUGGACGUACCUGACAACAUUACAAGCCUUUGACAGGUUUAUGGAUUAUAAAGUCACAGGUCUGAAACCUAAUCAUCAAUACAGGUUUAGAGUGAAUGCUGAAAAUUCCGCCGGCCUUGGGCCUCAUGCAGAAACAAUAACAUUGGAAACAACUGAUGUUGAAGCAGGUAAUCCAUUCAACACUAAUGAAUUUCAUUAG